CUCUCUCUCUCUAACAUUUUGGCGCAUGCAAGUUUCUUCUUGUGGCUUUCAGUGUGCUGGAAAUAGAAGUUCAGGAUGUAACUUUUCUCUGCGGUGGAGAUUAUGCUCUGUCACGAUGCAGCAGGUCGGCGGGAUCCGUGGCUCUUAUCUGUCCAAACUACACUCCGUGAGCGCGCGCUUCAUGCCGAGCUCCCGGUGCUAAUUGAAAGCUCGGUAUUAAAGUGGAACCGCGACCAGAGACAGGUAGAGCUGUCCACUUUCUGUGCAGCAUGAACAGAGUGUCAUGUGUAAGUGUUGUCAUGGUUAUCGCCCUGAUUUGGACGAACCUCUCCGACGGCCAGCUCACACUGGACCACAAGAAGGUUGCUCCUAGACAAGUGGUCGAGCCUCGAAUUUUGGACGAUGACUCUUCUGGAUUGUGGGGCUCUUGGGGUCCAUGGAGUGAAUGCUCUCGCUCGUGUGGUGGUGGGGUGCAGGAGCAAAGCAGGCCGUGCUUACGCACGUACAGCUCUCCGGCCACAGUUUAUUCCUCCAGACAGGGUCCUCACACGGGGCAGCAGGAUCCGAGUAUUGUCAUAUCAGCAUUAAAGCCCUCUGUGCCCGGGCAUCAUGGUAAUAACAGUCCUCAUCCAGAUGCUCAGGGGUCGCACCAUACCAGUCAUGGGGAGACAAGAAAGCAGCAGAGUGAAGCACGGCCCGGGAGGCGGCGAGGCGGCAGCACUCGGAUCAUGCCAGGGAUGUACGGUUACGGGAAGAUGCCAUACGUGGUCUCCUCACAGAGAGAUCCUGGACAACCCGUGUACAGCCAGCGACAGCGUCGCUCACCACCUGAUUACAGAUACGGCAGCUACAGACAGCAGCAGAAGAAGUACAGAAAUACUCAGCAAAGUUCUCCUCAAAAUACCCAUCACAGUAUGAGCCAGCAGGCAUCCUGGGUUCCCCUUCACCAGCCCAGCUCGGGUCUCCGGUCUCAGGGGAAGCCGCACCCUCCUGGCACACUCGCGUCAGAUUUUAGCCAAGCUUCAGCUCCUGGGAGACCUCAUAACCCCCUCUCGCUGCCAGCCUCCUCCUGCUCUGGAGUUGCCAGCCAGUACAAGAUGUGUAACAUGAACCCUUGUCCCCUUGCCAGCAGGAAUAUCAGAGACAUCCAGUGUUCCUCCUAUAACAAUCACCCCUUCAUGGGCCGGCUCUAUGAAUGGGAACCUUUCAACGAAGUUCCUGGAGAACAGCUCUGCGAGCUCAACUGCCGUGCGAUCGGAUACCGUUUCUAUGUCCGCCAGUCGGAUCGGGUCAUUGACGGGACGCCGUGUGGACAGAACGAGACGGCCAUCUGCGUGGCUGGGACGUGUCAGAGUCCAGGUUGUGAUGAGUUUUUGGGUUCAGACAAGGUGCUGGAUAAAUGUGGUGUGUGCGGCGGGGACAACACAGCGUGUCGGCUGGUUUCUGGACUGUUCCAGCACAGCCUGUCCAAAGUCGGCUACCACAAGAUCGUAGAGAUCCCACAGGGAGCCACCAAAAUCAACGUCACUGAGAUGGUCAAGAGCCAAAAUUACCUCGCUUUGCGGAGCCGCUCUGGACGUUCCAUCAUUAACGGAAACUGGGCCAUCGACCGACCUGGAAAGUACGAAGGAGGAGGGACGAUGUUCACUUACAGACGGCCCAAUGAGAUCAGCAGCACUGCCGGAGAGUCCUUUCUAGCAGAAGGGCCGACCGAUGAGAUCCUGGACGUCUAUAUGAUCUACCAGCAGCCCAAUCCUAGAGUGCACUACGAGUACAUCCUUCCUUCUGAGAACUCCGUCAGCGUGGCUACUGACACGGAGGAGGGUAACACAGUGACCGAUGGGGUGGAAUAUGAUCAGUAUGGCAGAAGGCCACCUCACGUACCUGAAAACCAGGUACCGCCUCGCAGGCACAGAGAACACAACUGGAAACUCACGGGCACGACUGACUGCAGCGCCUCCUGUGGCAGAGGAAUCAGGCAUACUGUGUUUGGCUGUGUGCAUCGAGUCACUCACGAGCGUGUGUCUGACAGUCACUGUGACAGCGCUACUAAACCCAGCACACAGGAGGAGCCCUGCAAUGUCCAGCCAUGUCCCGCAUUCUGGGAUAUCGGUGUGUGGUCCGAGUGCAGUAAGACAUGCGGCCUCGGCAUGCAGCACCGACAGAUCCUGUGCCGGCAGUUUUACAUCAACCGCACCCUCACCGUGCCCGCCAAGCGCUGCGAACACCUGGAGCGGCCCGAGAGCAGCAGCACCUGUCAACUGAAGAUCUGCAGCGAGUGGCAGAUUCGCUCUGAGUGGACUUCUUGCUCCAUGCCUUGCGGUGUAGGUCAGAGAACACGUGAGGUGCACUGCGUCAGUAACGUGGGUGAUAUUGUAGAGGAUGAGGAGUGCAACAUGAAUCUUCGUCCCCGUGACAUUGAGAACUGUGACAUGGGGCCGUGUGCUAAGAGCUGGUUCUACACAGACUGGGGUGAGCAGUGCUCUGCAGAGUGUGGCUUUGGCGUGCGAAGUCGCAGCAUUGUGUGUCUCUCUAACCUGGUAAGCAGUGUGCCUCUGGAAGGCUGUGGUACGGAGCGCCCCCCUCAGGCUCAGCCGUGUAACAACGGGCCGUGUGAGAGCCGCACUGAGUGGUUCGCUGGGCCCUGGGGUCAGUGCUCGGCGGAGUGUGGAACAGGCAGCCAGCAGAGGACGGUGGUGUGUAUGAUGAAGUCUGAUGACAGCUAUGCAGUGAUGCCACCCUACGAAUGUUCUUCUCUGGAUAAACCACUCAGCCAACAGAGUUGCACUGUGAAGGCCUGUGGAGCCAAGUGGUACUACACUGACUGGAGUGCAUGUUCAAAGACGUGUGAGGGGGGAUUUCGUGUGCGAGAAGUGCGCUGUCUCUCUGACGAUAUGAUGCCAAGCGAGGGAUGUGAAGAACAGCAGAAACCAGAGGACAAAGAGGAGUGCAACCUCGAUCCCUGUGUUCCACAGAUCGACGAAAAAUGCCGAGACAAAUAUUUCAACUGCAACGUGGUGGUCCAGGCCCGCCUGUGUGUGUAUGAUUACUAUAAGAAGGCGUGCUGUGCGUCGUGUGCGCGUGGGGCACAGAGACAUUCGACACACAGGAGCUACAGAUAGGACGGACCCGAUGGUGAAGUCACCCACGUCAUGCCCUUCACUGGCAGGCGCUAUAAGCGGACACUGCUUACUGCAAGAUGCUCUGCUUUAAGUGCUGUGGACGCAAAGGGAAGCAAAAAUGCAGCGACGUGAUGUGAUGUGAUGUGAUGUGAUGUGAUGCUCUUUAGAAACAGUCCAGAGCCUUGAAUGCACUUUGUACAUCACAUCACUUGACUGAUCUGGAGAUACAGAAAAAGAGCAUGCGUUCAUUUUCACCGAUUUAUUUAUACGUGUAAGAUGACAAUGAUUAUAGUGUGCCAAAUACACUCAACACACGGUGCUUCCUUCGUCAUUAAUUCAAGCUGAAGAAUCAGACAGAUUCGUAUGGAAUUUUAUAGUGUGUGUAUAAUAUUUAAUGUAAAUUCCUUUACCUUGAUGAUGAUGGUGUAGUUCAUUAACUAUGCAGCAAAAGGACAAGAAACUGCGUGACUCCAGUACCUGUGACUCUCGCACUGUAUUUCACUGUCAGAACAGGUUCUACACAUCCAGUGUGGACCACUUCACACACGUUUUCCCUAUACAUUUUUCACAUCAUCGCAGCCUUAGAUUAUAAUGCUUAUACUGUUGUUAAUAAAGUAACUUCACUCACAGUUGAGCGAGCAUUCUGAAGAAAAAUGACGUUCCCAAUUGUCUACUUUGCUUUACGGAAAAGCAGACUUCUGUUUGUCUCUGGAAUCAGGAUGAAGCUCUCCUGUCUAAGAAGUCAGUCGUGGAUAAACGUGAUGAGGAAGGUGGAUGGGAAUUUAUCAUGGCGUGAAAAGAGCGAUUUGUUGUCCAUGUUCAUAGAAAUCUCAGUGGUGUCCUGAAUCUAAAAAUAUAUAUGUAUUUCUCAAGACACAGGUUCAUACUGCAUUGAAGGAAGUUUGCUUCUUUUUUUUUUUGUAUUUAUUAUAGCACAGUACUGUUGAAUUCUGGAUUCUGAUUGCUCAGAAGGUGUUGAUUCAUUUUCCAAAACAGCAGCUCUGACAGUAGUUCCGGCUGCCAGUCACAGGUUUAUAUUAACGUGCUUAUUCCAAUAGGUUAUUAUUUCUAUAAUAAUCGUGUAAUUGUUGAUAUGGUGUUCAGUAAGGAGACUUUAUUUAACAUUUUAUGGAAGGUGUCUCUAGUGUCAGCGUUUCAUCUUUGUCUUAUUAACUCAAAAAGGGGGG
Messenger RNA from Ictalurus punctatus (channel catfish), 4309 nucleotides. RefSeq names its product ADAMTS-like 7 (gene adamtsl7). Gene Ontology annotation, molecular function: metalloendopeptidase activity. Bases 270 to 3122 code for a protein of 950 amino acids. The transcript has 18 exons. The record is from RefSeq and is a predicted model, not a curated record. Gene Ontology annotation, biological process: extracellular matrix organization. Lineage: Eukaryota; Metazoa; Chordata; Actinopteri; Siluriformes; Ictaluridae. Gene Ontology annotation, cellular component: extracellular matrix.